GCUUCGGCACCGCGCGCGACCUGCGCUGGUUCAGCGUGGGCCCCGGAAUGGUGCUGCACGUUCUCAACGCCUUUGAGGAACCGACGGGAAUCGACGACACUUUCCUGAACGGGGCCCUUUCUUCUUUCGCGACCGGAUCGUACGGUGGGAAACCGGCUGCCGUCUCAUCUGACGGUGGCGAUUUGGUUUCGAGCGACACCUUCCUCAACGGGGCCCUUUCUUUUGCCCAAGCUUCUGCGAGCGCACCGGGCGGUCGGGAAGUGAAUCCCGGCUCAUCUGACGGCGGGAAACCUUUCUGUAGAGCCGGCGAUGUGGGCGCCAGCGGAUCCAACGGCAAAGAACCGGGGUUCCGUCUAUCUGACGGUCAGGAAUUGAGUGGACUCGCAUCGGACGGCGAGCAGAGUUCGGCGAAUGCGGAAGGGCGGGUCCGACGGCCGGUGAUCGUCCUCCGCGCGAUGCACUACGACACGUUCACCGGGCUGGGGCUCGCUGACGUCAGCGGGGGAGCUGCCACGUGUCCCGAGAACGCGUACCUGCACGAGUACCGGCUGGACCUGGAGACCGGGGGCGUCGAGGAGCGGCGUAUCAGUGACAUUUCCGCCGACUUCCCGGUCAUCAACUUAUCCCGCCAGGGCGUCUACAACCGGUACGGCUACAUGUCGCGCUUCGUGGCGACAUCCUCCAGCGUGUGCCAAGACUUCGGCUGCACCCUCACUCCCCUCUUCGACGCGCUGGUCAAGAUCGACUUCGAAACCGGGUCAGUCCAAACCCACGAGUUCGGUCCCGGAAUUCUCGGCGGAGAAGCGGCGUUCGUUCCCCGAGCGAGCCCGGUACGUACCGCCGGGUUCGAGGAAAUUCUCGACCAGCUUCCCAGCUACCUUCUGGAUUUCCUGCCGCCCGGAGCAUUCUCCCAGGCGCAGAAUGAGUGGGCUUCCAGUCUGACGGAGCACCCAGGGGGAUCCCCCGGCGCCGGGGGAUCCCCCGGGGACGAAGACGAGGGGUGGUUGGUCGUGCACGUGUGGGACGAGGCCCUCCGGCAGAGUGAGGUGCUGGUCAUAGACGCUAAGGAUUUCGAGGGCCCUGUUUUGGCCCGGGUGGUGCUGCCGCGCCGCGUGCCGUACGGGUUUCACGGGACGUUUUUGCCGGAGGAGGAGGCGGGGGUUUAGGUGAGGGUUUAGGCGGGGGGGUCAGGAGAGGGUUUCGGGGGUUUGAAUCCUUGCAAGUGGACGUUUCUGCCUAAGGAGGUGGAAUGGCUGAUUUUCGGGGGGGUAAAACGGAGGGUUGGACACAUCACGGGACGCUUUUGUUCAAGGAGCCGGGGUUGAUUGGAGGAUGGGAUUUCGCUCUCGGAGAAAGAUACGGGUUUUAGGAACCGGGUUUGUCGGACACAAGUGGGUUUGGAAGAUCUAGUGUACAGGGUUUUCAUUGCGGUUUAUCGCAGAUUAAGAGGGUGGACAGGUGUCCAGUAAGAAAGGUCUGCAAAGCUAGCGGGAAACAAAGUUUGCAAGUGAAGGGUGAUAGCGGACGGGAGCAUGUAAUUGGAAAGAACGGACCAGUAGGAAGCGAAGACAGGCCAAUGCUGGUGGGCGGUAGGAGCAUGCGCGCGUGGGGGACCGGAGUUCAGCGGCUGGCAGCGGAAUAGCGGAACAGCGGAGCACGGAAUGGGCUCACGGCUUUGUCAGAGCCUGACACGCCGGGAAAGCCUGGUUUGAUAACGGCCUUCAUGAAGGUCGUCUUGUAAAUACGAUAAACAUACGGAUCCGACAUAGAUUGCUGCAUAUAAUCUUAGGGCGUCGAAGUAGAGCCGCGCGCUGUUUGUGACUAGCAAUUGGAGAGCACUGGAGACGGAUCGAUUGUACAGCUCGAGUGAGCAAUGGCUUCGCACUUUUAGUUCUACUAUUGAGUUGGUGUGUGUGAGAACCUAGUGACGAGACUGAUUGCUUGCGCUCUGCCAGGUAGACUGAGGUUAGGUACUAAAUGAGUCCGUAGGAUCCUCCUAUAAGUGUUUUUAAGGUUUAGCAUUGAUGCUCUUUACCCGGCUGUUUAGCUGUAUAUAGGAAAGAUAAGAAUUUGAUAUAUUGUCAAAUCAGCCGUAUAGGUUGCGGACCGGACACACUGGCGCGUCGAAAACGCGCCUUUGGUGGACUUCAACUCUUUAGA
Molecule: messenger RNA, 2160 nt
Organism: Klebsormidium nitens
Lineage: Eukaryota; Viridiplantae; Streptophyta; Klebsormidiophyceae; Klebsormidiales; Klebsormidiaceae
Source: the annotation of a GenBank genome assembly